GGAAAGGAGUGGACAGGGGAGAGAGGGAGAGGAGUUUCUGCAGCCACUUGUACUCUCUUCUGUGUUGUUAGUUUAUGACCUGCUUAUCAAUGUGAUAUUACCUGCUUUAUAUCAGGAAUCUCUCCUCUGACCAGGCAUUGCAAGCCGAGAUGAAGACUCUGGUUGUGGGAAUAGGCGGGAUGACUAAUGGAGGAAAGUCCACUCUGUCCUGCAGUCUGCAGCAGCGGAUACCCAGCAGCUGCAUCAUCGCACAGGACACUUUCUUUAAGGAUGACUCAGUAGUACCUGUGGACAGCAAUGGGUUCAAGCAAUAUGACAUGCUUGAUGCUCUGGACAUGGACCAGAUGAUGAGCGAGGUGAACUUGUGGCAAAGAGACCCUGAGUCGUUCCUGGCUGAGCGAGGCCUAACAACGACACACACGGCGCUAUCGGCUGAGGAGAAGGUGUUUGUGCUGAUUGUGGAGGGCUUCCUGAUUUUCAACUACAGGCCUUUGAAUGAGAAAAUGGACUUAAGAUAUUUCAUGGAAAUCCCUUACGAUGUCUGCAAGACGAGAAGAUGUUUGAGGGUGUACAUGCCCCCUGAUCCCCCCGGUUACUUUGACGGACAUGUGUGGCCCAUGUACCUAAAAAACCGCCAGGAGAUGGAGAGCAUGACAUCGGGCAUUGUGUUUCUGGAUGGACUGAAGUCAAAGGGGGAACUGCUGGCGUCUGUGUAUGAGGAUGUCACACAGGAAAUAGAGAGGCUCAUGGUUAUUUUGUUAUGCUUUGUUUUACAGAAAGCACCUGAAAUGGACAACUGAAUUUAUUUACACCUAGAAGAUGGACGCUGCUGCUCAGGCUGACGUGAUAGAGUUUCAUCUUUUGGACUAAAACAUGAAAGACGGAGACCAAAUAUGCAUUUUACCUCCUCUCGGGUAAAUGUUGUUUAUAUAGUACCUAUAAUAAGCAGUUUCUUUCUCAGUAAACCCAAAAGCCCACCAGUGUUUUCUACAUUUAUGUCAGAACUGCUAUUUUGACAGGUGUGUAAUGACUGUAUUUCACUGUUACACUAUGAUGAUCACUGUCUUGAUCGUGUCAUGGCUCAUGAUAAUAAAUGCAGAAAUAACUUUUUUCUGUUGAUUGAUAAACACAAUAGGUCCUUUUUUGUUUUUCUUAAUGUUAUAAUACUCAGGACACAUUUUGUCACUGUAUCUACUCCUCCUGUGUGUGUUUAUUAUUAUUAUGUGCCAAACUGUGUAGUCCUAUGUAAUUUUUUAAGGUUAAAAAAUUAAUUAAGGAUAAUGUGACAUACUACUAUAUGUCAGGAUGAAUGACCCUUGAACUGUUGGCUCUGACAUGUUACAAACUUCACCGAGGAAGGAUCGAGCUGGCUGUGGGUGCACAGAGCUCACUUUGGUCCGAGGUCAAUGGACUUGAGCCUGUAUUGUUAUUUCUACACGGUCCAAUGCAUAAUUUAUGUCAUGAGGUUGAAGUAAAAGAUUGUCAGUGAAGGCAUGUGUGCGUGUGCCUUUGCAUCCGUCAGUAUUGAGUCAUGUGAAGUUGCAUAAAAUCAGCCAUUAGGUAAUUUCAUGAGCUGUGGAAUGGAAAUUUGUAAGUGAUACUGUAAAUGUACUCAAGUUAUUUCCUCUAAAUUUUUGCAGACUAACAUGGAAAUGUAUGUUGUCCUAAAAAUAUUCUUUUGCCUUAGCUAAAAUUUUAAUGAACUGGAUAUUUAUCAGUGUUGGAAUAAAGAAGUCUUUUCACC
This is a messenger RNA of Myripristis murdjan (pinecone soldierfish), 1744 nucleotides long. It is a transcript of the gene nmrk1, whose product is annotated as nicotinamide riboside kinase 1. Bases 150 to 800 code for a protein of 216 amino acids. NCBI's taxonomy places the organism in Eukaryota, Metazoa, Chordata, Actinopteri, Holocentriformes, Holocentridae. The transcript is spliced from 8 exons. The record is from RefSeq and is a predicted model, not a curated record.